UUGGCGUUGACGACGUAGUCGCGUUGCGUGCCAUUACAAUAAGUUUGUUUUAAGUUUAAGUUUUUAAAUAAUUUCCGCUUAACAGAUAAAAUGUCCUUGAAACAAAUUACCAUCGUACAACUAGUGGCCAUCGUGCUGUUUGUCUUCUUUGUUGGGAAAGGUCUCUCAAUAAAGUGCUGGAAAUGCAGAUCGGAUACCGAUCCCAAAUGCGCUGAUCCGUUCGACAACACGUCUUUUCCCAUUUCCGAUUGCGCAAACGAAAAAUCACUAUCACAUCUGCCCGACGCCAAAUCCACAAUGUGUAGGAAAAUUCGUCAAAAAGUUAAUGGAGAAUGGCGAUACUUUCGUAGCUGUGCAUUCAUGGGUGAACCUGGAAUAGGAGGAGAUGAAAGAUUUUGUUUGAUGAGGACAGGUACCUAUAAUAUAUUUAUUGAAUAUUGCACUUGCAAUAGCAAAGAUGGCUGCAACACAGCUUCUGGUCAGCGAUGGAACAUGUUCCUUCUAUUUGGUGGAACAGCCUUAGUAGUCAUUAAAAUGUUUUUUAGAACUUGAUAAUUUUUCUUUAUGACAAAAUUUCAUUCUUACGGCGCCAAUUAGAUCUGAAAUGAUGAUUGCAGUUUUUUGCUACAAUCGCUCUUAGAAUACGUUUAAUCGAUCAAACUUUUGAAAUAUUUUUCAAAAGCAUAUGCUUUUUUUUAAUUAGAAAUGAGAUACUUUUAUAUUAUUAAAACGCACUAAUGCUUAAAGAUUUUUUUCAAAUAUUAAGCAAUAUUAAAUUGCCUUUGUACAAUACGUUUAGUACAAUAAGAAUAUAGCAAAGAAGACUGCCAAUACCGUCCAGAGUAUACUAGCAUAGUAUAAAUAAUGAAUCAUAAAUUUUUCUGUAUUUUCAUAAG
This is a messenger RNA of Copidosoma floridanum, 896 nucleotides long. RefSeq names its product crooked. Gene Ontology annotation, biological process: positive regulation of voltage-gated potassium channel activity; sleep; regulation of synaptic transmission, cholinergic. The record is from RefSeq and is a predicted model, not a curated record. Lineage: Eukaryota; Metazoa; Arthropoda; Insecta; Hymenoptera; Encyrtidae.